Benincasa hispida (wax gourd) is the source of this 4489-nucleotide messenger RNA. RefSeq names its product Homeodomain-like protein with RING/FYVE/PHD-type zinc finger domain-containing protein (gene HAT3.1). Gene Ontology annotation, molecular function: DNA binding; chromatin binding. Gene Ontology annotation, biological process: negative regulation of gene expression, epigenetic. Gene Ontology annotation, cellular component: nucleus. Lineage: Eukaryota; Viridiplantae; Streptophyta; Magnoliopsida; Cucurbitales; Cucurbitaceae. The record is from RefSeq and is a predicted model, not a curated record.
GCAAUACAAUAUGAUUAUGAGCGGCAGUAGCGGAAGGCAGAUGCAGACGGUGCGCGUGAAGGCUGGGCAAAAUGCACCGAGUAACAACGGUGGCCCAGAUUUGGAGGACUCUGAGACAAAGCCGCUUUAUUCUCUCCUCCAGCUGCUGAGAACACAACGAAGAACCAAGAACAACCACCACCACCACCACCAUCGCUAAAUUUCUUACUCUUUUCUUCCAAAAACUCCAUUAACAAACAUCUCCACCGCCUUACAAGAUCCCUCUUUCACGGACAAUACUAUGCUCUUCACCAGCACCAGUGCCUGAUAGUCAACACUGAUGAAUAUCCGUGGAGAAUUUCGGUGAGGGGAGUGCUUGAGGUGGUCCAUAACGUAUGUAGAAUAAAUAUUCAGUACAUAGAAAAGGAAAAUUGCUGCUCCUUGGAAAUUGUAGAAAUUGAAAAAAUUAACUCCAAAAUGAUUUAGUAGGAACUAACCUUUUAAUCUCCAAAAGUGAUGAGCAAGAAUCUACAUUAUUUUAGUGGUUGAUUCUUUGGCCUUAAGUCUGAGCAACCCCUAGUUGAUGUAAUCAGGAGCAGGAGUAGUCAAACUGGAGUCUAGCUGAUAUUCUUAGGGGACAAUAUGGAAGAAAGAGAUGAAAAUACUGAUACAGAAUUCAGACCUAAUGAUAAUGCUGAAGCCGUACAAGAAGCCAAGGCCAGUGACAACAUGGAAGGAAGAGAUGAAAAUAGUGAUACAGAAUCAAGACCUAAUCAUAGUGCUGAAGCCGUACAAGAAGCCAAGGCCAGCGACAAUAUGGAAGGAAGAGAUGAAAAUACUGAUACAGAAUCAAGACCUAAUAAUAGUGCUGAAGCUGUACAAGAAGCCAAGGCCAGUGACAAUAUGGAAGGAAGAGAUGAAAAUACUGAUACAGAAUCAAGACCUAAUAAUAGUGCUGAAGCCGUACAAGAAGCCAAGGCCAGUGACAAUAUGGAAGGAACAGAUGAAAAUACUGAUACAGAAUCAAGAUGUAAUAUUAGUGCUGUAGCCGUACAAGAAGCCAAGGCUAGUGACAAUAUGGAAGAAAGAGAUGAAAAUACUGAUACAGAAUCAAGACCUAAUAAUAGUGCUGAACCCGUACAAGAAGCCAAGGCCAGUGUUGAAGUUGAAGUGCUAACUUGUCUUUCAAAUGAGCCAAUGCAUUCAGGUUAUCAGGAAUUGGGAACAACUCCGGAGUAUUCCAGCAAAACUGACGGUCCAGAUGAAGAAAAACCAGGGGUCCAGCAGAAUAUGGAACUUGGUUCGGGAUAUUUGCUUAGUGAGUUGUUAGAAAAAGAUAAUCAGACUGUCUCUAACCAUGCUGACAAUGAUCAAGUUGAAGCAGGCAAUUUAUUAUCUAGUGAUAAAGAUACUGAAAAUUUAAAAUUACCUAUUGAAGUUGAGACAACAACUCUUCUUAAUGAGUGCUCGGAACUUCCAGUUGAAGAUGUCAACAAAAAUCAUAUUGAACAGAUGAACCCUCCUAUUGAAGAUUUAACUCAAAAUAAUUCUAUCCAAAAUUUAGAAAAAAUUCCCAGUAAUUCGCAACAAUUGGGUCGCAAGGAUAAGGGAAUUUUGAAAUCAAAAAAGACAAAUUAUAGGUUAAGGUCCCUUGUAAGCAGUGACAGAGUUUUGCGUUCAAGGACCCAAGAGAAAGCUAAAGCUCCUGAACCAAGUAAUUACUUGAAUAAUUUUACUGCUGAAGAGGGAAAAAGGAAGAAGAAGAAGAAAAAGAGAAAUAUACAAGGAAAGGAAGCAAGAGUUGAUGAGUAUUCAUCAAUCAGGAAACAGUUGAGAUAUUUACUGAACCGCAUCGGAUAUGAACAGAGCUUGAUUGAAGCUUACUCUAGUGAAGGCUGGAAAGGGUUCAGCUCAGAUAAAUUGAAGCCCGAAAAGGAACUUCAGCGGGCAUCAAAUGAAAUAAUGCAACGCAAAUUGAAGAUAAGAGAUCUAUUUCAACGUAUUGACGCACUUUGUGCUGAAGGGAGGCUUUCUGAAUCUUUAUUCGAUUCUGAAGGACAGAUAGACAGCGAGGAUAUAUUUUGUGCAAAAUGUGGAUCCAAAGAACUGUCCCUUGAGAAUGACAUCAUAUUAUGUGAUGGUAUUUGUGAUCGUGGGUUCCAUCAGUUCUGUUUAGAACCACCUUUGCUAAAUACAGACAUUCCACCGGAUGAUGAGGGAUGGCUAUGCCCCGGAUGUGAUUGUAAAGAUGACUGCUUGGAUCUGCUCAAUGAAUUUCAAGGAUCAAAUCUUUCUAUAACUGAUACUUGGGAGAAAGUCUAUCCUGAGGCUGCAGCAGCAGCUGCUGGACAAAAUUCUGAUCACACCUUAGGUCUUCCUUCAGAUGAUUCUGAAGAUGGCGAUUAUGAUCCUGAUGUUCCAGAUACUAUUGACCAGGACAAUGAAUCGAGUUCUGAUGAAUCAAGUUCAAGUUCUGAUCAAUCAAACUCUGAUACAUCUGGAUAUGCUUCUGCUUCUGAGGGAUUAGAGGUUCCACCCAAUGAUGACCAGUACUUAGGUCUCCCUUCUGAUGAUUCGGAGGAUGAUGACUAUGAUCCCAGUGUUCCAGAACUUGAUGAAGGUGUUAGAAGGGAAAGUUCAAGUUCUGACUUUACAUCUGAUUCUGAAGAUCUAGCUGCACUUGACAAUAACCGUCCUUCCAAAGAUGAUGACUUUGUGUCUUCCUUAAAUAAUACUUUGUCUGUGAAAAACUCUAAUGGGCAAAGUUCUGGAUGCGGUCCUAGCAAGAGUGCACUACAUAAUGAGUUAUCAAGUCUAAAGGAUGGUCUUGAACCUGUUUCAGGAAGAAGACAGGUUGAACGGUUGGAUUACAAGAAGCUACAUGAUGAGACAUACGGGAAUGUUCCUACCGACUCAAGUGACGACACUUACGGGAGUACUUCUAUGGACUCAAGUCAUGACAGAGGCUGGGAUAGUAGUACUAGGAAGAGAGGUCCUGAAAAUCUGGUUCUUGCAUUGUCAAACAAUGGGACUAAUGAUGAUUUAACUAAUGUAAAAACUAAACGCAGCCAUAAGAGAACUCGUCAAAAGGCAGCUGCUAUAAAUGUGAAUAAUUCUGUGACUGAAACUCCUGUAGACACUGCAAAAUCUAGUUCUUCUGCUAGGCAAACCACAUCAUCAUCAAAUAGAAGACUCAGUCAACCUGCAUUGGAGAGACUUUUUGCAUCAUUCCAAGAAAAUGAGUAUCCUAAACGAGCUACAAAGGAGAGUUUGGCACAAGAACUAGGGCUCAGUCUGAAGCAGGUUAGCAGAUGGUUUGAGAACACACGAUGGAGCACACGCCAUCCCUCAAGCGGUGGUAAUAGAGCAAAGAGUUCCUCAAGAAUGAGCAAUCUGUCAUCUAAGGCAAGUGGAGAACUACCCAAGAAUGAGCAAGAAUCUGGUGCAUGUUUCAGAGAUACCGAUAGUAAUGGUGCUCAACAUCAAGACUUACCAACGGCAAACAGUUUUGCGACCCCAUGUCAAAGCGGGGAUACAGGGGAUAAGAAAUUGGUGACUCGGAAAACUAAAAGGGCAGAAUCUUCUGCCACAAAAUCCAGAAAACGGAAGAGACCGUCAGAUCACAUGGCAUCACAUGCAAAAGACAAGGAGAUAUCACAAAGGCCUCCUGCCAAGUCACCUAAAGUUAAUGAAAUCCAAACAGCAGAUAGGUUUAAGACAAGGAGGAGGAGAUCUAUUUAGAGUCUAAAGUUUUGAUCGUUCAUGGGAAAUUCUUCUGACUAUCUACUCUCUUUGAAGAAUCGCACUAGAUCAGAUGCGGGCAAUGUUUGAAGGGAGGUAAUUCCGAGAACAAUCCCAAUUGUUUGUAGGUCUUUGUGGUCGCAUUGAUAUUCCUCUUAUCUAAUCCCUCACACAUAAAUGCUUAAUCUUAUUUACAUAAAUCUAGAGUUUGUUGUUAGAUAUUUAUUUGCAUUUUCAAGUGAAUGCUCUCAUCAGACCCUUCUCUUGAUAUGUGUUAAAAACAAUCAAUAGCUCCAUCCAUUUAGUUGGAGAGAUCGUUCUGUUAAACAACCUGGCUUUGUUCAGUAUGAGAUCACAUAUGAAUUCAUAUCAGCUGGUAGUACUCCAUUUCUUGAAUCCUCUGCAGGGCCAACUUUGAUUUUUGCAAGCUAUGCCAACUCGAACACCCCUGGAAAAGAAGCCAGGCAAAUAGAACUAGAGAGCUACGACUACCCUUCAGCCUCAAAAACUUUGCUGCAGAUAGAUCACUUAUGCAGCAGCAUUGCUCUCAAGUCUAAUUUUGACAUUGCUUUUGGCGCUUUGAUCCAUAGUUUAAUGUCAUCAUCCUUAGUGAAAUAUUUUGCAAUUAAUCUGGUUAUGAGAUGUGAACUUUAGGUUCUGCAAAAUAGAAACGAUGACAUUAAUGUUGAAUGUAGUUCUCUGUACACAUUGAAAGCAAUCAGAUCUCCUGCAGUUGGAUCCUACAUUUAUCAAAUUGAAUAAGUUGAAA